Molecule: messenger RNA, 1621 nt
Organism: Brassica rapa (field mustard)
Lineage: Eukaryota; Viridiplantae; Streptophyta; Magnoliopsida; Brassicales; Brassicaceae
Product: calmodulin-like protein 11
Cellular component (GO): myosin II complex
Molecular function (GO): calcium ion binding
Source: RefSeq, a predicted model, not a curated record
UAUCAUUAAAUAAAUUACCUGACUGAACCAAAUAUGCAAAGUUGCAGUUAGGAUCAGUGGCGGAGCCAAUAUCACAUUUUAGAAGAGUUAUUUAUUAAAUUAAUUAUGUAAUAUUGUCAAGAAAAUAUAAAAAUGGGUCAAAAAAAAAGAAUUGGUCUUCAGUUAUGGGGUCAAGCUAAAGGUUUUUAACCAAAUAUUCCAACUACCUAAGAUUUAUAUGUGAAAUUCACUUUUUAUAAAAAUCACAGGGGUCAACUAAUUCCUUUCCUAGUGGCGAAGCCAACCUUUUAGAAGGUGGGUUAGUCGACCCAUGUGAAUUUUAUGCAAAUUUUUUUUUUACUUGUAUUUGUAGAAAAUAUUGAAAAAAUAUUGCAAAAUUUAGACUACUAAACCAUUUAAUAUAUGUUAAUUGUGAAACUGACCCUCAUGCAAAAUUUGGCUAGCUCCUCCACUGUCCCCUUCCCACCACAUAGCUCUGCCACUGGUUAGGAUGACCGGCAGUCUUGACCACUGCGGUUUGUAAGGAUAACUUAUAAGGUUGUGUAUAUUAUUAAGCUUACUAUAUAUUGUCAAUAUACUGAGAAAAGGAAAAUAAACAGUUUCUACAAACCUAAGCCGUGUCCAUUAGUAUACGAAAAAAAAAUAACAACAUGUAACUGUCAAUAAAAUUGACAUGAUGUUGAUGUUCAAAAUAUAGCCGAAUAUCUCAAGAGAACAAUACUUAAUUACUUAUUAGUAUAUUGGUAUGUGCGAUUUUCUACGCGGAAAAUAAUUGUAAAAAGAGUUUCAAUCAAAUCACUAUCGUUAACCAAAAAAAAAUCCCACCAGACUCGUUAGUAGUGAAUUCUUUUACGGAAAUAAUAUUUUGUCAUGUGACUUUGAAUUAAAUUUUCCAAAUAAAAAGGUAGAAAAGUGAACGAGUCCAAAGCAGGACAGUAGAAAGCAAAGACUUCUACAAAUAUGAAAGCAGAAUGAGAGUUGAAGACUUGAAGCAUUUCAAGACACAACAACAAGAACUGACGCAAGAACAGAUAAUGGAGUUGAAUGAGGCAUUUUGUCUGUUUGACAAAGAUGGUGAUGGUUGCAUCACUGCUGAUGAACUUGCCACUGUGAUCCGGUCGUUGGACCAGAAUCCGACCGAACAAGAACUUCAAGAUAUGAUCAAUGAGAUCGACUCUGAUGGUAACGGCACCAUCGAAUUCUCUGAGUUCCUCAACCUCAUGGCCAUCAAAAUCCAGGAAACCGAUGCAGAUGAGGAGCUGAAAGAAGCAUUCAAAGUGUUUGACAAAGACCAAAAUGGCUACAUCUCUGCCAGUGAGUUGAGACAUGUAAUGAUCAGUCUUGGGGAGAAGCUUACAGAUGAAGAGGUUGAUCAGAUGAUAAAGGAGGCAGAUUUAGAUGGUGAUGGUCAAGUCAAUUAUGAUGAAUUUGUGAGGAUGAUGAUGGCCAGUGGUUAAUGUAUUUUACCCGUUAAUGUAUGAUCUUUAUAUAAUUUGUUUCUCUUUUUAUCUUCUUCAGAAUACUAUAUUUCACUUUCCUAUUAAAUUAAACUAAGUUAUUUGUAUUCGAUUUUUUUUUUGUAUUAACAUGUAUGGCUGGCAAUAAUCACUAUUUCAUUUUU